AUGGGAUUUCGUAGUCUCUUCUUGUCUACCAUUUUGAUAGCAUUUAUCAGCUUUGGUAGUACUACUCAGAAAUCUCAGAACUUCACAAGUAGCCCCAAUGAUUUGAAAGCCUUGAUUGGAUUCUCUAGGUGCUUAGAAUCAGCUAUUCCGGACUGGAAUAGUUCUACCUCCUCUGAUUACUGCACUUGGUCUGGUGUCACAUGUGUUGGCACGAGGGUGGUUCGCUUGGAACUUGGAAGCACACAACUUACAGGGAAGAUCUGUGAAUCAUUAGCAUGUUUGGAUCAACUUAGAGUCUUGAAGCUUUCCAAAAAUCUCUUCACUGGCUCUCUUCCACACAGCUUGUUUCAUCUUCCAAACUUGGAGAUCAUGGACUUUAGCAAUAAUCAAUUUGAAGGCUCUAUAAAUACAACUAUGUGUUCCUCUUUUACUCAGCUCCGAGUAUUUAAACUGUCAAGUAACUACUUUUCUGGUGAGAUUCCACGAAAUUUGGGUGAUUGUUCCUCUCUGCAGCAUCUGUCUAUUAAUAAAAAUAAUUUGUCAGGAAGCCUUCCAGAGAGCAUCUUUCUGCUACAGAAUUUGAAUGAACUAUACCUGCAGGAUAAUAAGCUAUCUCGGCCACUGAGUGAGGGAGUUGGCAAGCUUUCAAACCUAUUGGAAUUUGACAUCUCCAACAAUGAAUUUUCUGGAAUUCUUCCUAAUAUCUUUGGAGGCCUCACCAGGCUUAAGGUUUUCUAUGCUGGGUCAAAUAGAUUCACCGGUCCAUUGCCUGCAUCGCUGGUGAAUUCUGUAUCUCUUCAGAUGCUUAAUUUGAAAAUCAAUUCUUUGGCUGGUUCAGUUAAUUUCAAUUGCUCUGCACUGAAAAAUAUUGUUCUCAUUAAUAAUCAAUCCAAUUGUUCGGUCCUUUUUAGUCUAAUGAAUUGCUUGAGAUUGGAAGGAAUAUGUCUUGGUUCUUCUGACCAUUUCAACUACGGAGAGACCACCUGUUAA
This is a messenger RNA of Glycine soja, 990 nucleotides long. Its product is annotated as phytosulfokine receptor 1-like. Gene Ontology annotation, molecular function: protein binding. Bases 1 to 990 code for a protein of 329 amino acids. The transcript has a single exon. Lineage: Eukaryota; Viridiplantae; Streptophyta; Magnoliopsida; Fabales; Fabaceae. The record is from RefSeq and is a predicted model, not a curated record.